AUAAAUUUGAAGGGAUUAUAGAAUAGGAAUGUGUACUUUGGGAUGCUAUUUACAAAAGAUUUCUGAAGACUACAUUCUUGUGACACAACCUAUAAACAACAUAAUCUAUUACAUAUCCGAUGAUAGAUCAAUAAUGAGGAGGUAAUUGUUUAUGGAAGAUGAAAACUAGUGAGAAAAUUAGAAAUCAAGAGUUCCAAUAAAGUGAGAUACUCACUAAUGUAGAGCAUAUAAAACAUCUUAAAUGGAUAGGUGAAGAUGGAAAUAAUUUAUUAAAAUUGGAAGGUGGACAGCCUUAUGGCAAGGAGAAGCAAUAAUUGGUAUAGGAGGAGUAUACUCAGAGGAUGGAAAUAAAUAAGGAGAAUGGAAUUAACUAUUCUAAAAUUUCUCCAACUGAUUGAAAUAUUUUAUUUAAAAA
Messenger RNA from Paramecium octaurelia, 415 nucleotides. The record is from the annotation of a GenBank genome assembly. NCBI's taxonomy places the organism in Eukaryota, Ciliophora, Oligohymenophorea, Peniculida, Parameciidae.